Condylostylus longicornis is the source of this 925-nucleotide messenger RNA. RefSeq names its product BOS complex subunit TMEM147. The coding region runs from base 153 to 839 and encodes 228 amino acids. Lineage: Eukaryota; Metazoa; Arthropoda; Insecta; Diptera; Dolichopodidae. The record is from RefSeq and is a predicted model, not a curated record. The transcript is spliced from 4 exons.
AUAUUGGAAAGCUUGUAAGACCAGAUAUAAACUUGUAAUUGGAGCUACUUCUAACUACGAUAUUGAAACAGAAUAUACUAGAUUUUAAGUAAAAUUAAAUAAGAUAACAUCAGUUUAAAUAGAAUUUCAGAUAUAUUACAAUUAUCAAGAAAAUGACAUUAUAUCAUUUUGGAAAUUGCAUAGCUUUGGUCUAUGUACCAUAUUACAUGACAUAUAAAUAUUCAGGCCUAUCUGAAUAUGGAGCAUUUUGGAAGUGUAUUCAAGCCGGAGGCAUUUAUAUUUUUACACAAUUGUGUAAAAUGCUUCUUUUGGCAACAUUCUUUGAUUCCGAAAAUUUAUCAUUAAAUGGCUCUUUCAAUAUUUUAGCUGAAUUUUUCCGAAACACUGCUGAUAUUGCUGAUUUAUUUGGCCUUGCAUUUAUUCUAUCAAGGAUUCCUGGAAAAGGUCAUAGUAAAUUAAUAACAGCUGGUUUGGGAUGGGCAACAGCAGAAGUAAUCUUGUCACGAGGUAUAAUGCUCUGGUCCGGUGCACGAGGCGCUGAAUUUAAUUGGAUAUAUAUACAAAAAUGUUUGGAAUCUAAUAUAUCCCUUAUGCAGCAUAUUUCAACAGCAACAUUAAUCUGGUUAUUUACACGUCACGAUCUUCACAAAAAAUAUGUUCCUGUCGUUUCUUUAUUAUUAAUAGCAACGGUUUAUAAAAGUUUAUGGUUGGAUGGAGUAUUAACUGUGUUGAGUUUGCCGAUUUGGUCAACUUUAGCUUUUAAAGCCUUAGUAACAAUCUUUAUGGGAUUUGUCACACUGCAUAUAUAUACAGGUUUAGCCCAGCUAAUAGGAAUUUAGUUUAAUACAAUAUUUUCAUAGUUUUAAAUGUACCAAAUUAAAAGAGAUAAAUUUAUAAAUAAAUCAUGUGUGGCAAUUUAAAGUUA